GUGUAUGUUGGUACAAUGACGACCAUUGCGAAACUUCUACUGGCACUCUUUAUCCUUGAACUUUUUCAACCAUGCCAAACAUUACGGGGAGGAAACAACUUGGCCCCGUCAUACACCAGAGACGCACUGCUGGCCCUCCGUGCUGCGGGAAGCUUCCCACCCCCCAACCUGCCGGAGGACAUACGAUCUACGGCUCCGAGGAGAUGUCUCCGUAGAAGGGGAAGGAGGGGAGGAGUACGGCAGCGCCUCAGACGGAGAGGCAACAGGCCGCCUUUACCCUCCAUGAUACUCAGUAAUGUGAGGUCGCUACGGAGGAAAAUGGAAGAGCUGCGGAUCAUCGCUACAGCCUGUUUCGAGUACCGUCUCAUCCUUCUCUUCUACUUCGUCUUCUAUGCGUUUCUGGCGGGGAUGUUUUGUCUUACCAUGUGGGUGAUGUUACAAACUCUGGAUGAAAACAUCCCGACCUAUCAGGACCGAGUGCCCAGUCCAGGUUUGGUGAUUCGUCCGCAUGCAGCUGACAUCUCCUUCAACCGCAGUGACCCUACAAACUACAACCAGUACACCCAACACCUGCACAACUUCCUGCAGAAUUAUAACGACAGUGUUCAGGAGCGUAACGACCUGUGUCUGGUGGGCGAAUACACGGAUCAGGACGCCGAGCCGGUGAAAAAGGUUUGCCAGUUCAAACGCAGUCUGUUACGCCAGUGCUCAGGUCUGUCGGACAGCAGCUUUGGAUACGCCGAGGGGAAACCCUGCAUCAUCAUCAAGAUGAACCGGGUCAUCGGACUGAAACCCCAAGGAGACCCUUUCAUCAACUGUACCGCCAAGAGAAAUAGUCUGCUACAGAUUAGGUAUUUCCCAUCUGAAGGACGCCUGGACAAGAUGUUCUUCCCCUACUAUGGCAAGAACACUCACGCGGACUACGUGCAGCCUCUGGUCGCAGUGCAGCUGUUGCUAUCGAAAGAAGACCUGAACGUGGAGCAGACGGUUGAGUGUAGAGUGGAGGGUUCAAACCUGCGUAACAAUGAUGAGCGGGACAAGGCUCUAGGUCGGGUCACUUUCCGGGUCUUGGUGUCCGAGUAACCAAACCAGCCUGUUAUCCUGGAUCCACAAACUCAUUUAAACUGUGAAUGAAUCACUCUGUAAUCCAGACCUGAUCCAAUCCUGGACAUCUGAAUCUGCUUCAACCUGUAUGAGGUCACCUGAACCACUGACACCUGAUCCUGACCUUGUUUCACUUUUGAUCAUGGUCCUAAAUCUGGUUCAGGUUAAGACCUGAUCCUGGUUCAGUCCUGUUUUUGAAGGUUUUCAGUUGUUGGAGCAGAUCAGGUCUGUUGAAGCAUGUGAACCAGCUGCACAUUGAUGUGUUGUUUUUUAAAUGUAUUUAUAAAGUGAUGUAAUAAAUAGAAUGAGCCCAGCACAAACUAACCAACCGUAUUAUUGAAGACAGGAAAAUAACUAUUUCUAAACUUUGUAAAACAUUCAGCUGCUCAGUAAUAGGAUUACUGUUCUCCACACAUGGAAGCACAUGAACUGCCUUUACAAUAUUAAGAAACUGUAAAUGUGAUUACUCAGUUUCCAGAUGUUAGCUGAACAUCAGGCUCAGGGAGGAGGAGCAGCAGCCGGAUGACUGAGCGUACAGCAACACGUUACAGAGAGCGCUUCACUGUAGGCUGUUUUAACAGUUAUCACAUUACUGAUUGUCUGUAUGUUCACAUUGCACAUCAGCAUUGAACAGAAUAUUCCAGUUUAUGCAAACCACUACCGACAAAGAUUUUAGUGUUUUAGCACAAACUUUUCAUAGAUGGGUUAGAGAUGUAGAAAAUGAUAAAUGUUUAAUGUAGUUUCCUGUUUCAACGUGUCCCAGUGUAACACUGACUGUAGAAUAGAGAUGAAUUAUGAAGAUGAUCAAAUCAGGUAUUUGAGAGGGUGCUUAAUACGGGUGUUAACCAGAUGUAACUGAAAGUGCACCCUCUAGAGGUUUAACACUACACUGUGAGGGAACAUGUUGCUGGUGUUCUACCUGCUGGGACCCCCACCUGUGUUUGUAAACAUACUUUGUUACACAUGAGUUCUACCAAUAUGUCCAACCCACUGUUGUACAGUUUUUGAAAUGUGAAUUGAAGUGUGAUCCAAAUGACUACUGUUGUAUGAUUAUUAAACAAAAUGAGUCUUCAGUAAAUCAG
This is a messenger RNA of Gymnodraco acuticeps, 2186 nucleotides long. Its product is annotated as sodium/potassium-transporting ATPase subunit beta-3-like. Gene Ontology annotation, molecular function: ATPase activator activity. Lineage: Eukaryota; Metazoa; Chordata; Actinopteri; Perciformes; Bathydraconidae. The transcript is spliced from 7 exons. Bases 16 to 1083 code for a protein of 355 amino acids. Gene Ontology annotation, biological process: sodium ion export across plasma membrane; intracellular potassium ion homeostasis; intracellular sodium ion homeostasis. Gene Ontology annotation, cellular component: sodium:potassium-exchanging ATPase complex. The record is from RefSeq and is a predicted model, not a curated record.